AUGGGGAGGUCUCCGUGUUGCGAGAAAGUGGGUUUGAAGAAGGGUCCAUGGACACCGGAGGAAGAUCAAAAGCUCUUGUCUUACAUCCAGGAAUAUGGCCAUGGAAGCUGGCGUGCUUUGCCGGCUAAAGCAGGGCUCCAAAGAUGUGGGAAGAGCUGUCGACUAAGGUGGACUAACUACCUGAGGCCUGAUAUCAAAAGAGGAAAGUUUAGUUUGCAGGAAGAGCAGACCAUCAUUCAACUCCAUGCUCUUCUCGGAAAUAGGUGGUCAGCUAUAGCAAAUCAUUUACCUAAAAGGACAGAUAACGAGAUCAAGAACUACUGGAAUACACACCUCAAGAAAAGACUGACCAAGUUGGGAAUCGACCCGGUGACCCACAAGCCCAAGCACCAUGAAGCCUACGGGUCUGGCAGCGGCCACGCCAAGGACGCUGCCAACCUGAGUCACAUGGCUCAGUGGGAGAGCGCACGGCUUGAGGCCGAGGCCAGGCUGGUCAGAGAAUCCAAGCAGCUCCUCAUGGCCAAUCACCCUCUCCAGCUCCAGCACCACCAGCUCCUCAACAUCAGCCCCUCCAACCAACCUCACGGACUUCACAUGAGCAAAGCUGCCGCCGCCACUUCAGCACUACCGUGCCUGGAUGUGCUCAAAGCUUGGCAAGGGGGGUGGUCGACAAAGCCGAUAAUCCUAGACAACAACAGUAGUAAUAACACGAUUGUUUCGGGUAUGAGUUUGAUGAUGGCCAUGGACGACCUCGAGUCUCCGACGUCCACGUUGAACUUCCCUGUAGCGUACAACAACGCAGCGUAUCCAAUGCAAUCUCUUAACGCCAAUAAGCAACUGCCUGAGUUCAAGCAACAACUGGAGAACACGAUGGUGCUGCAAGACAAUCAUGAAUACAAUGGAUGUAUGGAUGCAAGUACGACUACUACCAACGCGUGGUUCGCGGCUGAGGACGGUAUGUUUAGGUCAAGUGGCGAAAACGCUGACGACAUGAACAACGUCAUGCUGCCAGCUGCUGCUGCUGCGCUGUCGAAUAUCAUGGAGGGUUUCUGUGGCGGCACCACAGCGGGCAUGUUGGUUUACAACUCAGAUGACCAAAAUAUGGCCGCCGGGGAUAUAUCUGAUACUGGCGGAGAUGGAAGUUGUGGGCACAGUGGCAACGUUAUUGAGGAGAACAAGAGCUACUGGGACAGUAUACUUAACUUGGUGAAUGCUUCACCAUCAGGGUCGCCUGUGUUUUAA
This is a messenger RNA of Argentina anserina (silverweed cinquefoil), 1242 nucleotides long. Its product is annotated as transcription factor MYB16-like. The record is from RefSeq and is a predicted model, not a curated record. The transcript has 3 exons. Bases 1 to 1242 code for a protein of 413 amino acids. NCBI's taxonomy places the organism in Eukaryota, Viridiplantae, Streptophyta, Magnoliopsida, Rosales, Rosaceae.